Messenger RNA from Paramecium pentaurelia, 520 nucleotides. Lineage: Eukaryota; Ciliophora; Oligohymenophorea; Peniculida; Parameciidae. The record is from the annotation of a GenBank genome assembly.
UAUGAGAAAGAAAAACCAAAGAAUUGAUUUAGAAUUUGAAAAACCUUAAGUGAAAUUUAUUGAACAAUUUAGAAUGAGAGUAAAUGGAGGAAGCAAUAUAGAUGCUUAGGAUUAUAAAAUAGAAGAUAAAAUUUAAAAGAAAAUAAGAAAGAAUGAUGAUGAUCCACUUAUUGUAUAAUAAAGUGAUGAAGAUGAUAAUUAUGAUUUUUAAAAUGCAUAAGUUGUUGAUGGAAAUGGAAAUGAUGGUAAUCUUGAAUUCAAUUUGAAUAAAUUCAAACCUGAAUAUGUGGGAUCUAAAAAAUAAAAGAUAUAUGAUUAAAAAGAAAAAAAUAUUAAAUCUGUAAUAGGAAAAUAAGAAGAAGAAAAUAAUAGAUAAAAGAAAGAAGAGGAAUUAAAGAAAUAAUUUGCUAAAUUAUCAUAAACAUAGAAACCUACUUUAGCUAAGAAAUCAAAAAUAGAUGAAAUUGUUAAGAAGACUAAUAAACCAACAAUACUCUCUUUUGAUUAGGAUGAUUUUUGA